Molecule: messenger RNA, 901 nt
Organism: Triticum dicoccoides
Lineage: Eukaryota; Viridiplantae; Streptophyta; Magnoliopsida; Poales; Poaceae
Exons: 1
Coding region: 295-708 (137 amino acids)
Molecular function (GO): calcium ion binding
Source: RefSeq, a predicted model, not a curated record
CUGCCAAAGUAUUCAUUGCCCAUAGCAUACAACAUACCAAAAACCACAGGCCGCUUCUCACCACCGAAGCUAGUGAUAGCAGUUGGCAACACGCCAACAUAGCACUGAAAUGCCCCAAAACCGCAGGCUGCUUCUGACCAGGACGAAACCAGUUAGCAGUUGGCAACAUGGCACUGAAAUAUCCAUGAAAAACCAUCUGCUAAGUAGCCUACUUAAACAGCAAACACCAGCUUCACACUCCCUCAGAGCCAAACCAGAACACAACUUUGCCACAUCCACAUCCUGAGAAACAACAUGAGUGUAGAAAUCCUUGAUGGCAAGACCGUCCAGAGCUUCGUCGAGGACGAAGGCGCCUUCCACUCAUCCGUGGACAGCCGGUUUGCGGCCCUCGACACCAACCAUGAUGGCCUGCUGUCGUACUCCGAGAUGGCCCAGGAGCUCAUGAGCCUCAGGGUUCUUGAGAAGCACUUUGGCGUUGAUGAGUCCGCCAUGAGCCGUGGUGAGCUUGUCGAGCUUUACCGUGGCCUGUUUGCGAGGUUCGACCGAGACGGCAAUGGCACGGUGGACCUUGAGGAGUUCCGGGCUGAGAUGAAGGAGGUGAUGCUCGCUGUGGCUAACGGGCUCGGCUUCCUGCCGGUGCAGAUGGUGGUCGAAGAAGGCAGCUUUUUGAAGGUGGCUGUGGACCGGGAGCUGGCCAAAGCAACUUGAAGAAACUGCUUGGAACGACUUUCCAGAAUCAGGAGGCUGCAUGUUCACGAAUUGUAACUUUUAUUCUGCCAAUUUUGUUGUGCUACAACUACACCGGUGCUAGUUAUUUGUACUUAAUAAGUGAAACAGAAGCCACAACAUCAGUUUAAUUUACAAAGUGACAAGCUAUUUAUGUAAAGGGAAAUGUUGUAAA